Molecule: messenger RNA, 938 nt
Organism: Cuscuta epithymum
Lineage: Eukaryota; Viridiplantae; Streptophyta; Magnoliopsida; Solanales; Convolvulaceae
Source: the annotation of a GenBank genome assembly
GGACACCAAGAAGCCUUCGACGCCCUCCUCAAUGCAGCAUUACAAGCAGAAAUGGUGCUUGGAACAAUUGCCAGAGGAAAUAAGAACCAGGACUCUGCUGAUGAUUAUUUGGAAGACAGGGUUAGUUUCAGUGAGGAUAAGAUUAUGGAUGCUGAAAGCAAAGCAGUUAUGAUGGCUUGGGAAAAGCCUUUGAUGGAAGCUCAUGCAAAGGCAGUUUGCUCAAAUGGCGGUCACAUUUUGAACAUUGGGUUUGGCAUGGGGCUUGUGGACACUGCAAUCCAGCAAUAUGCACCUUCUUCACAUACUAUCAUUGAAGCUCACCCCGAGGUUUAUGAUCGCAUGAUACACCAAGGGUGGGGCAAGAAAGAAAAUGUGAAGAUCAUUUUUGGUCGUUGGCAGGAUGUUGUUUCAAAACUUGAAUCUUACGAUGGUAUAUUCUUUGACACUUAUGGAGAGUAUUAUGAAGAUAUGAGGGAGUUUCACCAAUAUCUUCAUAAAUUAUUAAAACCCGGUGGCAUCUACUCAUUUUUCAAUGGACUCUGUGGAGGUAAUCCUUUCUUCCACGUUGUUUACUGCCAGUUAGUUUCUCUGGAACUUGUCAGCAUGGGUUAUUCCACUCAGUUCAUACCACUACCAGUGAAAGAUUGUUUAGGUGAAGAAAUCUGGGAAGGAGUUAAACACAAAUAUUGGCAGUUGGAUACAUAUAAUCUCCCUGUUUGUCAUUCUAUCGAUGAAUCCGAUUGAAUUUGUUUAUAGCGCAUUUUCUGAACCCCACACAUGCCGGGAGUAUUCAAUUCCAAGUUGCUCUUGCUCAGUGUUCUUUCAAUACUGUAAUACUAAGGUUCAAGCAAAAAUCACUCAUUUGUAAACGUUGAAGCAGGAGACAGUGAGACACGUGUCUUAUGAUUGUCAUUAUCAAAUUUAUAUUAUCAAGAUGC